CUUAACGUUCUCCCAUUUUGCAUUGCCUGGUGAUAGUUCUGUUCUUUCAUCCUUCUUCCUAGAGCAGCAUAAAUACAGAACGUGGAGAGUAGGAUCAUUUCCUACGGUCCCCCAGGCUGUGCACAGUUAGUUACUCUGAAAUUUCUGCAUUGUUGAGAAUACACUCAGAUCAACUCCAUCGCAAGAAAGGGCGCGAGAGGGUGACGAAAAGGCUUGGUGAAGAUGAAUGAUUUGUUCUCCAAUUCGUUCAAGCGAUACAGCGACCUGAAGGAGCAGGUGUACCUAGAUGACACCGAUUCCAAGAAGGAAACUGUCAACCUUGACAAUUUCUUUGAAGAUGUCGAAAGAGUGAAGGAGGACAUGGCUCAGGUCGAGAAACUCUACAAGAGAUUGCAGAAAUCGAAUGAGGAGAGCAAAGCCAUCCAUCACGGCAAAACAAUCAAGCAGGUCCGGGCUUGUAUGGACUCGGACGUGCAACAGGCCUUGAAACAAGUCAAAAUCAUCAAAGGCAAGCUCGAAGCCCUUGAACGUUCCAAUGUGGCCCACAGGAAUCUUCCAGGGUGUGGCCCUGGUUCAUCAGCAGACCGGACCCGGACCUCGGUGGUUAUUGGGCUGGGGAAAAAGCUCAAAGAUAUGAUGGAUGAUUUUCAGGAGUUAAGGGCAAAAAUGAAUGCGGAAUAUAAGGAAACCGUGGGAAGAAGGUACUUCACAAUCACGGGACAGAAGGCAGACGAAGAGACCAUUGAUAACCUCAUAUCAAGUGGAGAAAGUGAGAGUAUAGUUCAAAAAGCAAUUCAGGAACAAGGGAGGGGUCAAAUCUUGGACACGAUAUCAGAGAUUCAAGAAAGGCGCGAUGCAAUUAAGGAGAUAGAGAAGAACCUGAUAGAGUUGCACCAGAUAUUCUUGGAUAUGGCUGCACUGGUGGAGGCACAAGGUCACCAGCUCAAUGAUAUUGAGUCUCAGGUUCUUCAGGCCAGCUCGUUCGUGAGGCGAGGAGCAGAUCACCUUCAAGUAGCCAAGGAAUAUAAGAAAAGCUCUAGGAAGUGGACGUGCAUUGCCAUUAUUCUUGGUGCUGUUAUAGUCUGCUUCCUGAUAAUACCAAUCUUAACAUCAAUUAGUCACUAACAGAAACAAGAAGAAAGGGAACGUGAGUGCAAAGACCCAGUUACGUCGUGUGCCGGAGUUUUGCA
Eucalyptus grandis is the source of this 1190-nucleotide messenger RNA. RefSeq names its product syntaxin-124. The transcript has a single exon. Gene Ontology annotation, biological process: intracellular protein transport; exocytosis; vesicle fusion. NCBI's taxonomy places the organism in Eukaryota, Viridiplantae, Streptophyta, Magnoliopsida, Myrtales, Myrtaceae. The record is from RefSeq and is a predicted model, not a curated record. The coding region runs from base 223 to 1125 and encodes 300 amino acids. Gene Ontology annotation, cellular component: SNARE complex; endomembrane system; plasma membrane. Gene Ontology annotation, molecular function: SNAP receptor activity; SNARE binding.